ACCCACUGCUGCUUUAAACACACAAAAGCCGCAAAGAUUCAUAUUUGAGAAACUGGGACCAGCAAAUAUUUGCUGUUUUUGUUAGAUUUCGAACAACUGAAAUGAUUAUCAAACUAGUUGCUGAUUAAGUUUCUGUUGAUCAGCUCAUCGAUUAAUUAUGAAUAUAGGCAAUUCAUCCUCAACCAUACACACACACACACACACACACACACACACACACAGACAGACGAGCUCAGCCGAUCUGGCUCGUAUUCUCAUCCAUCUCUCUUCCCACGUGGUGUUGCAUUUAAAACGAUUCCUUUUCUGUUUCUCUCUCUACCGUUAAAUGGCGCCCUGACUUAUGUCUGACCUCUUUAUCUGCAAUUCUGUUCCCUGCUUAGAGCAGUGUGUGUGUGUGUGUGUGUGUUUGAUUCAUCUAUGCUUAUCUGCUAGCACAUCUCGGCUUGAACCAAGGAGACUUAUGUGUGUACCUGUGUGUGUGUGUGCUCCCUUAACUCAGCUUUCAUUCAAAGAGCCAUUCACUUCUCUUACCUGAUUGUGCAUUGUUUGAGUCACAGCUCUAAACCAUAUCAACACUCAUUACUUCAAGUAUUCAGAGUGAUUCUGUAGCGGCUCGGCCUCACUGAGAAGGGAAAGCUGUUGCCAAGAUUAGCGGUAAGAGCUCUCCCUGACAACGAUGUGUGGCGAAUAAAGCAGAGGCUAAUCCUCCCUCCAUAGCUGUUGGCUAGAUGGCCAUUUAUGGGUGGUUUGGCUGUUGUGUUCUGUUUCCAUCUCCUCUGUUAAUCCGCAAGCAGCUGAAGUGGUUGAUGAGACGCUUCAGCACUUCUUAGUGUAUACACAAACAAACCGGCGCAUUCACUGGCACCCGAGCUCAGCCUGAGCAUAAUGCACUCCGCGUUGAAAUGCUUUUGUAUUUUUUUGUGUGUGUGUGUGCCUGUGUGCACACGUGAAUGUGUAUGUGCGUGUGUGUGUGUGUGUGUGUGUGCGUGUGUGUGUGUGUGUGUAUACAAAGAAGUAAUAUCCUCCAAUAUGAGUCACAGGGUGGAAAUUAAAGCCUGGGAUGAUCCCUUCCUCAAUGAGCAAACACUUCAUUUUGACAGAUCAUUAACUAGACAUUAUCUUUCAUUAGGCGCCUCUGCAUUACUUAUUCAACACCCCUAGGACACACAUGCACAUUCACAAAUGCAGGGCACAGAUAACACACACACACAAACCGUGGACUGAUUCAAUACAAUGCAUUUGAAACAGUGCACUCAGCAUUAUCUGUGUCGCCGGAUUUGACACUUACGGGAAAAAUAUUCUCGAUAAAAGUCUUCCUGCAGCUCGCUGCGGCUAGACUUAUCUAAUAUAUUAUACACUCAAAUCUAAUUUCUCCAGCGUGCAUUCAUCUCAUUCAUUCAUUCCCCUCUGGUAUUGUAGCACACUGAUCACAUAACCACUUUACAGAUGGUCCGAGUAAUUAGAUUGACAAUGAGUUGUAGGAGAUAAGUGUUGUAAAGAGCAUCCUGAUAAAAGAAGAGGGACGCUCUUAAGAGCAUCACGAAAGAGGAGAUCAUCACGUGGUGGUGCAGAUGCCUGCUGCUGCUGUUUCUCAAAGUAGAGACAAGCGGAGAGGGGCCGAGCAAAAACACCAGCCACCGCAAUUAGCAUCAGCAAUACAACUUUUGUUGCAGCGUGAAAACAACCCUCCGGCGACACUAAUGGGACAACACAUUUCGGGGUAUAGCGGCUAGGGCAGUUUCCGGCCCGCCAGACUCCAUCCAUCUGUCUGAUCGGCACAUUUCCUGUUUUGUCUCUCCAUCAUAACCUGCACCAGUCUCUGCUCUCCAUCUCCAUCUCCAUCCAUCUCUUUAGCUGCUUUUUUUUUGGUCCCCACUCUCGCCUUUAAAAUCCUGUGCGCCUGCCUCGGCCAAGCACACCCCAGUGAUCCAUCACGAGGUGAUUUUAUGGGCUUUUCCCCCAUGCUGAUGGCUAUUUAGCUGUCCUCACCCAACCCAGGACAAUUUGUUAUUGUAAGUGUUUGUCCAACACAUUUAGGCUGCUUGCGCUGACGGCACACUGAUGAAAAACGACAACGGGGUUUAUGGGAAGUUAUGACAAUCCGUUGCGCCGGCAGAUCAAUGACACAUCAGGGAAAUAGGAAGCGAUAAUGAGAUUGUUGUGAAAGGAUAUUGAAUAGAUAACAGGUCGAGGUGAAGGAUGUGAUGAAAAUGGGAUUCGUCAACAUGUCUUUAGAUUCACCUUCUACGGUAUCCCACCUCUUCCUCUUUCUGUUUUUCUCUCUAUUGUUGACCAUAUUGGCUUUCAUGGGCACGCGGAGGACUUUAACUGCAUUCUGCUCGCUUGGUUGCUGUCACUGCUUCAAUACACAAGCUCAGGUUGCAUUGCCGUGAUGGAAGGACACACACACACACACACACAAACCACAAACAACGCUGCUAGAAGAACAUGAGAGGUUGUGUUACCUCUCAGCCGAUGCCCAUUACACGUCAAUGAAAAUUCACUUUGAAAAUCGACUGUUAUACCCCUCUGGGAAACAUUGGUAGGUGAUUUAUAAAGCGAUGUUUAUGUGUUUCCAAUUGUGUAUAUUAGCUUUGAAUUUCAAUGGCGCUCUCAUCUGGGAUAACAAUACAAUCAGGUAUCCAAUAAGCAAAUCAAUUUGAGGUUUAUGGUUUGUAGCGUAAACAACAGGCUCAUGGUCCACUACACACCACUCUUCAUUACUCUGGGGUGGCGCAGGAGAUGCAUGUGAAUGUGUGUGAAUGCACACGUGUAUACAUGUGUUUUUUUACGCAAUGUGACUCUUGAAUAAGAGAAAUCGAUUGAGGAAAACAGGUAGAGGUACCUGGUGUUCUCUCUCUGUACAGGCACAUUAUAGUAUUGUGAAGCACCCUUUCAGAAAAUGCCAUUCUUUUUUUUUUUUUUUUGAGUAUCUUGUGCUUUUAUUAGAAAGACACAGUACACAGAUGACAGGAAACAAGGAAAGAAAAAGAUGCGAAGUGACUAAGGUCCCUAGGCGUACGCGAACUGGAGACAUUAUACUUCAUGGUCAACACCCCCAGGCCUACAGCAUCCCAUCAGCAAACACCGUUUGGAUGAAGUUGUAAUGCUUGUUAAGAUAUGUUUUUUUUAUCAACAUCUUAUUAUACGGCUUUGUUGAAUACUCGAUUCUGAUUGGUCAAUAAUGGCAUUCUACAGUCUGUUAUUUCUUUAUAGCAGACCGCUGCUAUGGAUGCAGGUCUGAUGUCAGACUCUGGAGGACCAUUUUUGUGUCAAAUUAUUGAUUUCUUAAGUAGAUAGCAGUGUAAUAAGCCGCAUAAUGUACAGUGAGCGGGUGAUUUUUGUGCAAUAAACCCCUUCAGGACGAUGCAAGACUUCGCUUCGCGUCAGGGUCCUGCAUCGCAACAAUGACCGGCUCGCUGUACAUUAUCCCUUUCAUGAGGAACCAUAUUUUAUAUCUGCAAAGUCGCAAAAUGUUCAUACCGAACGUAUCUAGUUUUUCAUACAAUAUCUGCAUUAUUAAAGUUUUUUAUGGUUAUGUUCAGGAAAAUUAAAACACUUGGUCAAGGUUAGGGAAAGAUCAUUCCACUUGGUUAAAUAUUUAAAGGGCCAUUGUGUAACAUUUUGGGGGAUCUAUUAGCAGAAAUGGAAUAUAAUAUUCAUAACUGUGUUUUCAUUAUUGUAUAAUCAGCUGAAACUAAGAAUGGUGGUGUUUUUGUUAGCUUAGAAUGACCUCUUCAUAUCUACAUAGUGAGUGGGUUCUUUUCUCGGGGUCCGCCGUGUUGCUCAAACCAAGCACUGGCUCUAGAGAGAGUAACGUAAUGUCUGUAAAGACUUCCGUUUCUCCUAAAGUAGUGUUAUUAUGGUAAGGAUGGCUUCUAAGCGAGACGGACAGCGUUACCAUGGUUUUGCACUCAGCGAGUCACGAUACCGCUGUCUUGGAAAGGGAGGAGUGAGCGGAAGGGUACUAAGUUGGUUGCAAUCUGCAACCACACCACUAGAUGGCGCCAAAUUUUACAAACUGUCCCUUUAAAGACGUCAACAGACAGGACACAUUGUGUGACAAAACCCAGCCCUUCCCUGACCUAAAGCAAAGUGUUUAAAAACCUCAACCUAACCACGCAGAAGCUCCAGUGUCAACGCCCAGGAGCUUUUUAAAUGAAUGUGACACAUCCUGGACUGGGAACGCCGCCAGUGAACAUAAUCCAGGCACCAAUUAGGUUUCCUCGAAAACACACUCCAUUUGGCAAAAACAUUCAACAGUUUAUAAAUAUUUCUUUUGCAGCGGUUUGCAGCGGAUGAUGAAGAGGCAAUAACACAACAGCUUUAUGUUACUGUGAGAGUCUUCUAUAAACUUCCUGCCAGCACAUAAAAGGGCUUUUAAAAUUACGUCCCACUGAACCGACUUUGAGCCUUUCACUGUCAGACUGUAUUUAAAAGUGGCACAUAGCAGAUGGAUGAUUUAUGUAAACACAAAUUGUGUGUUGAUUAACCAUCAUAGAGGGCACCUCUGGGUAAUAUGCUCCAAUUUUGAAUGUGUGUGUGUGUGUGUGAGUCUGUUUGUCUCCCUUUUCCACAGAAAUGAGUCCACUGUCUGGAUGGAGAGGACGCGUCUGGGACAGACUCCUCAAGGACACACGGUAUGAAUGAAGACGGCAAGAAAAACAGAUUCCACAUUCCGGCGCGCGCACACUUCACGGGGAAAAUGAAGGCGAAAAACCGAGACCAAAGCUUGUCGGACUCCAGAGAGCUGGACGGAUCCUAUGACCAGCUAACGGGGCAUCACCUGACCUGCAAUUACAGCUGCGGCCACCAAACCCGUCGCACACUGCGGGGCUGUCCUCAGCGGCCUGCUGGGGCCGGGUUGACAGUCCUCCUGACAGCGUGGUCUUUAUCUUUCCCCUGGAGAAAAGCUAAAGUCAGCCCAAUUCUCAACCAGCUUCAGGCAGGCACAUCGCUUCUAUCAGUGGUUUGGACAACAAGUAUCCUAGUGGUGGCUAACUUUACAAACACUCACUGUGACAGCGUGGAAGAUGACUUUGAGUUAUCCACCGUGUGUCAUCGCCCUGAGAGCAUGGACAAGCUGCAGGAGCAGACUAAGUUCACUAAGAAGGAGCUGCAAGUUCUCUACAGGGGUUUCAAAAAUGAAUGUCCGUGUGGUGUGGUGAAUGAGGAGAACUUUAAGACCAUUUACUCCCAGUUCUUUCCGCAGGGAGAUUCAAGUAUGUACGCACACUUCCUGUUUGAAGCCUUCGACACGAACAAAAACGGCUCAGUUAGUUUCGAGGACUUUGUAUUUGGCCUGUCUAUCAUCUUGAGAGGGACCAUUAAUGACCGGUUAAACUGGGCGUUCAACCUCUACGACCUGAACAAAGAUGGCUGCAUCACCAAAGAGGAGAUGUUGGACAUCAUGAAGUCUAUCUAUGACAUGAUGGGGAAGUACACGUACCCCAAUAUGCAGGACGAUGUUCCGAGAGAACAUGUGGAGAGCUUCUUCCAGAAAAUGGACCGGAAUAAAGACGGAGUGGUCACCAUAGAAGAGUUCAUAGAGUCAUGCAAGAAGGAUGAGAACAUCAUGCAGUCCAUGCAGCUGUUUGACAACGUCAUCUAAGAACCUGGACCAGAGAGUACGCUGGCACCAGGGAGGGGAGUGUGUGUGAGAGGGAUCGGGAUUGAAAAGAGAGAAAGAGUUUGUGAACGUGUAUGUGUGUGUGUUUGUGUGUGUGUGUGUGUGUGUGUGUGUGUGUGGCCGUCUUCUGACUUGCAAGCUUGUGUGUCUGUUGAGAGCCGUGAGUUCGGAGGGCACCGAGAGGCCCUCUCCCUCUUCCUGGACCCCCAGUGACAUUUCUCCAAGCAACAAUGGAGUUUCCCCGACUCCCUAACUCAUCAUGCAGAACCUUAGUUUUACCCCAGAGGCACAGCGAACGCAGGCAAGCAGCGGGCUCACAGGCACUGGCACACGCAAGACCCCCCCCCCCACCUGUUUUAUUUAUUACUAUUACUGACAGAGGAACUAUCACAGCCUGUACUGGCUGAACUCAGAGGGAGGAAGCUGCCUCCAAACCUUGAUCUAAGAUGACUUUUCCCUGUGAUGGCUGAGAUUUGUGAAUCUGACCCUGCCUCUGUGCAUGUGGGUGACACCUCCCAGGAGCCGCCAGACUGCUCGUGCACCGGCCAUAAAAAUAGAAAUGCAUCUACCGCCAUCUUGUGGACGAGAGAGAGAGAAAGACGCUUCCUGAGGAAACAGCUGACUGAAAUGGAGAUCCAGGCGUUCCCGUUUUACAGGUGGAGGUUGUUUUCCACGAGGAACUGAUAACAAUAUCGCAUGAUGAUGUCACUACUAUCCAAUUAUGUAUUUACAGAGAUACUCCAAAGUCUGCUUGUCUGUCUGCUGUUCCUAGUCAUUCACAGGUGCCUCACCCUUUGUGUAUGAGUGUGUGCAUGUGUAACAGGAGGAUAUGUCAUCCAUCUUACCUAUGUAAGACUCUAAUGGGACAACACCCGCCUCCAUUCGCGGGAUUCAUGGGUGGAAUAAUUCCGAGCCUCCAAUCUAUUACAGUCCUAGCUGUAGGUGUCUAUUGACUGUUGUACAUUUCCUAGCAUUCCCAGUGGUGUGAUAUUAGGCAGUACAACGUGGGGGAUUGCACUAAUAGUUGACCUGAGCUGUUUCGAUCAUCCCAGCUCCUCUCAACACAGGACUGGACGGGCAUAACGCAGUCGUACUAGUCUAUCAACAUACAUUCAAGGGGAAUUUAUUAGAUUACAGAUUGUAUUUGUGAACUUCUUGUAAUCGCAAAUGUCGUGUGGCUGUAGCAGGUUCUUCCACUUCAAAAAAAAAAAUUCAAAACCCUUGUUGCAUUAAAUUAGGCUCAUUCAAUUUCAAAGAGGCAUAGUAUAUGUGUGCGUGUGUGUGUGUGUGUGUGUGUGUACUGGUAGUCAGAGGCAUGGUUUAAUAAUUUUUUUAUGCCCCCCCCUCAUUCGGUAUUCUCCCUCUCUCUGUAACACCAAAGAGAAGAUAUCAAUUAAAGAGGUAUAUAAGUUAAGACAUACAGCCCACCUGUGGGUGAAGAGAGAGGAAUUGUACCUUGUUAUUUUUCUUUAUAAUUUCUUUAUUACUUGACGCUCCGGCAAUAUUGUCCAUUCAUGCCAAUAAAGCAUAAUGAAUUGAGAGGGAGAUGCUGUGUAGUGAUGUAGGGCAAGGGGCAAUCAGAGAGACAAAGGAUGUGGCGAUGUGGUUUACCUGCACAUUGUCCUAACUGAAAUGUAGUUUUAGGUUGUAAACCCACACGUUAGACAGACAUUUUGAAGAAUUUGCAAACACUUAUUAAUUAGCUUCUUUUCAAACUACUUAAAUCUACGAUGGUGCCAGUAACAGAGACACUCACGCCGCAGUUAAAUAGGCUAUAGUGUGUUUUGAAUGCAAGAGAGACAGACAUGGAAUAGCAAUAAUGUUCUCCACCACGUAUCGGCACCUUUCCACUCAUCCAACCUCUCAGAGCACAGUAAAGGGUGCACUAAGGCCUUGAUGAAAAUAUGCACUUUCAACCCUGACAUUUUGCUUUCUGUUCUGCAUUAUUAUUUUUUGAACUUUUUCUUUUUUUUUUUUUUUUUUCUGGGGAAGAAGUGGUUUGGCUCUGAUUGUUCCUUGCCAAUAGUUUUUAAGUUCCAUUCCUGGCCACAAGUAAAACCUGUCUAUACCCGCAUGUACUGUGUCUAGAACAAUGAAAACCUACUAACCCGUUGUACUGACUGUCUAGUUAGCUAGCCUCAACUGGUUGCAUUACGUAUUCAAAAUGUGUAUAUUUUGUACAGAGACAAUAAAAAUCACAGUUACUAUGCAAAA
Sebastes umbrosus (honeycomb rockfish) is the source of this 7843-nucleotide messenger RNA. Its product is annotated as Kv channel-interacting protein 2. Gene Ontology annotation, biological process: regulation of potassium ion transmembrane transport. Gene Ontology annotation, cellular component: voltage-gated potassium channel complex. The transcript is spliced from 11 exons. Gene Ontology annotation, molecular function: calcium ion binding; potassium channel regulator activity. Lineage: Eukaryota; Metazoa; Chordata; Actinopteri; Perciformes; Sebastidae. The record is from RefSeq and is a predicted model, not a curated record. The coding region runs from base 4643 to 5611 and encodes 322 amino acids.